Molecule: messenger RNA, 2406 nt
Organism: Salpingoeca rosetta
Lineage: Eukaryota; Choanoflagellata; Craspedida; Salpingoecidae
Exons: 19
Coding region: 1-2406 (801 amino acids)
Molecular function (GO): sulfotransferase activity
Source: RefSeq, a predicted model, not a curated record
AUGCUUCCCGCAGCACCGGGCGGGGUGUCCUGUGAGGUCACGUGUCCCGCCGAAUCGCUCGUGACGGCCCGAGUUGAGCUGCCUCCCGUCCCAGAAACCUGCCUGUGUGGCCUUCCUUGGGGGUCAACGGGUGCUGUUGCGCCACAGGCUCGUGUUGUGGACACGCCCCGCAACACGUCUGGCACGCGUAUUCCAGAGACCCACGUUGAAUCGCUCGCGACGUCUGCGUUCAACAUGAGCCAGAGGUUGCGCGGGCUGACGCUGUCGGGUCCGGCGCUGCUCACGUCAUGGAACAGCAAAGUCGUGCCGCGCUUUGCCCACCGCAUCCCCAUCAGGGAGCUGCACCCGUUUCUUGUGGCGGCAAAUGCACGACACGAGCACACGAUUGCUUUUUUCUACCGUGAGCACUGCACCCACUCCCUCAUGCGCGCACCGCUCUUUGCCGCUGUGCAACCAUUUGUUGCAAACGUCAACUACCUCUGGGUCGACGUCGGCGCGCCCUCAAACAUUCUGGACUGGAGGAGAUACGAGCUGACACACACGCCGACAAUUAUCGUCUUCCGCAACAGCUCCGUCAUGCACACGUUCCCAGACCCAACGACAACUGAGUUUGGGUCGCUGCUGUUUUUCAUCAUGAAACUGACUGGGGUCAGCGAUGCGAUGGAUGGACACAUGGACCCGUCCUUUAGCUGUCCAAUUCCAGACCACACGCACCCAAUAUGGAAGCCACUUCACCGCAGCGUCCAAGAGUUUCAAGAUGCAAUGGGCCUGCGCGACACACAGGCGGAAGAGCUGAUGCUGGGCGAUUUGCAGACAUUCAUCGACCUUGGCCUGCAGCUUGCAACGCGGGACUCGCGGCUGGACCUUGUGCUGAGGUACCUUGCCAUCCUGGACCAGGUGCGCGUGUGGGAGGAUGAGCACUCCUUCGACGACGCCGCCCUGUACGUGUCACGCUACUGUAGCGGCGGCACGUCGGCGAUGCUUGCGGCGCUUGCGGUUGUGCUGGCGAUGCUGGUGACGCGGUACACGGCAGACCCUGUUGAAGAGCACCACCGACGACAGCGGCGCAGGGCAAGGAGGGCGAUGAUGGCGCGGCUUGGACGCAUCCCGCCCCUGCUGCUCCAGAACCCGGGCCUUGCUCCUGCUGGUCCUGUGGCGGUUAUUGCGCUCGUUGUUGUUGCCGCCUCGUUUGUUGCACCAACGACUGCGUCAUCGCCCUCCAUUGGCAACAACAACAACAGCAAGGAUGGCACGAAGAACAAGAAAGAAUUGAGCUGGAUUCCGACGUCAGACACGUGUCGGCCAACGUACUUUGUUAUGGGUGCCCGCAAAGGGGGAUCGACCUCCUUGUAUCACUACCUCAAUGCCCAUCCCAACAUCAAGCCCUACAGCAUGAGCCGGCGGAAAACAGCGCCGUCUUAUGGAGAGGUUCACUUCUUGCACAAGGCGCAUUAUUCGCUCCAGCAAUACAAUAACAAGUUCCCCCACCUCAAGCCAGGUGAGAUUACGGGUGAGUCUUCUGUGAGCACACUGGUGAGCUAUGCUGCGCCAAACCACACGAUGCACUUUUGCGGCCCCAAAGUCAAGUUCCUCGCCAUCCUGCGCGAGCCGGUGGCUCGCAUGCACUCCCAGUAUCUGAUGCGCAUCCGCCUUGGAUCACGGCUGAAGCCCACCGUUCCCUUCCGCACGUGGGCCAUCAAGGAGCUGCAGCGGUUUGAGCAGCGCGUUAUUGCGUCUCCAAAUUGGAUCGACGGUUUCGAAGUCAAAGCACCGCUGUUUGGGCCGUCUGGCAACGGGUUGUAUGAGGGGCUGUACUCGGUGCAUCUCCGCCACUGGUUCAAGCGCUAUCCGCGCGACCAGUUUCUGCUCUUCAUCUACGACCACUUUUUCAAGCACCCGUCAGGCCACUUGAAAGAGGCGUAUCGCUUUCUUGGAAUGGAUGACUCUGUUGUGCGGUGCAGAAAGGUGGUGCAGCGGCGGUUCAAUACGGCGUCGGAUAACGUCCGCGUCAACUUCACAGAGUCGCACAUCCAUCAGGUGGAUGCGCACACGGACGCGCAUCUGAAGAAGUUCUUUGAGCCAUACAACCGGGACCUCGAGGCGCUACUGAACAUCACGCUGCCGUCGUCGUGGUUUGCACUCGAUGAAACGGCACUCCACCCGGAUGGGUUGCAGCCGUUUGACCCGAACAAGCAGGAUGAUGAUGACGAUUAUGAAGACGAUGAUGAUGACAGUUUGAAGCAGAUACAGGCGCCCACAAGUGAUGAUGACGAUGAUGACAACAAUGUUGGUGGUGGUGAUGAUGAUUACGAUGAUGAUGCUGCUGAUGACGAUGAUGCCAGCAGCAGAGGUCUCGUUCGCGGCCCGGGCGAUGUUGAUGACGACGAUGAUGAUGGCGGUGCAUAG